Molecule: messenger RNA, 594 nt
Organism: Knipowitschia caucasica
Lineage: Eukaryota; Metazoa; Chordata; Actinopteri; Gobiiformes; Gobiidae
Source: the annotation of a GenBank genome assembly
AUGAGAAGAACCAUGGAGAAGUGGCUGUGUCUGGUGUUGCUGGUGUCCGCGCUGUGUGAGCUGCUGUGGGCUCAGAACGACACGGAGCCCAUCGUGCUGGAGGGCAAGUGCCUGGUCGUGUGUGAUUCCAACCCAGCCACUGACUGGAAGUCCUCCUCCUCUCCUCUGGGCAUAUCUGUGCGCGCCGCAAACUCUAAAGUGGCGUUUUCUGCAGUGAGAAGCAACAACCACGAGCCCUCUGAGAUGAGUAACAAGACCAGGAUCAUCUACUUUGACCAGAUUCUGGUGAAUAUUGGAAACUACUUCACGCUUGAGUCUGUGUUCUUGUCCCCGAGGAAAGGAGUGUACAGUUUCAACUUUCAUGUCAUCAAAGUUUACCAGAGCCAAACCAUACAGGUGAACUUGAUGCUGAACGGGAAACCUGUGAUCUCUGCCUUCGCUGGAGACAAAGAUGUGACUCGUGAAGCUGCCACAAACGGAGUGCUGCUGUUUCUGGAGAAGGAGGACAAAGUUUACCUGAAGCUGGAGAAGGGGAACCUGGUGGGAGGCUGGCAGUACUCCACCUUCUCUGGAUUUAUGGUCUUUCCUUUAUAA